Molecule: messenger RNA, 7998 nt
Organism: Artibeus jamaicensis (Jamaican fruit-eating bat)
Lineage: Eukaryota; Metazoa; Chordata; Mammalia; Chiroptera; Phyllostomidae
Gene: PLCB1
Product: phospholipase C beta 1
Exons: 33
Coding region: 345-3866 (1173 amino acids)
Biological process (GO): phosphatidylinositol-mediated signaling; memory; lipid catabolic process
Cellular component (GO): cytoplasm; nuclear speck
Molecular function (GO): calmodulin binding; phosphatidylinositol-4,5-bisphosphate phospholipase C activity; calcium ion binding
Source: RefSeq, a predicted model, not a curated record
AGAGGAUGUGCUGAAUGGUGCACUUGGAGGCGGCGGCGGCUAAGGAGCAGUAUCCGGCGGCGGCUGGAAGCCUAGGCUGCCAAGCUCGGCUUCUCCUUACCCUCCGAGGCUCCGCAACCACCGCGGACGCCCGACCCCGCGUCCCGCCCGGGGCAUGGCAAGGCGACUGGCCCCCGCGUGCCCCGCUUGCUGAGCCGCGCCAGAGGAGGUGUGGAGGCCGGGAGGCCGGGGGAGGCCCGCGGGGGAACGGAGUCGAGAGCCUCUGGAGCAGAGAAAGCAGCCCGUGCCCAGCGCCCCGUCCCUGCCGCGAUCUCCCGGGCCGCCCGGAGCCCCGAUGAGCCCAGAUGGCCGGGGCUCAGCCCGGAGUGCACGCUUUGCAACUCAAGCCCGUGUGUGUGUCCGACAGCCUCAAGAAGGGCACCAAAUUCGUCAAGUGGGAUGAUGACUCUACGAUUGUCACUCCAAUUAUUUUGAGGUCUGACCCUCAGGGAUUUUUCUUUUACUGGACAGAUCAAAACAAGGAGACGGAGCUGUUAGAUCUCAGCCUUGUCAAGGAUGCCAGAUGUGGGAAACACGCCAAGGCUCCCAAGGACCCGAAAUUACGUGAACUUCUGGAUGUGGGGAACAUCGGACGUCUGGAACAUCGCAUGAUAACAGUGGUAUAUGGACCCGACUUAGUUAACAUCUCCUAUUUGAACCUUGUGGCUUUCCAAGAAGAAGUGGCCAAGGAAUGGACAAAUGAGGUUUUCAGUUUGGCAACAAACCUGCUGGCCCAGAACAUGUCCAGGGAUGCAUUUCUGGAAAAAGCCUACACUAAACUUAAGCUGCAAGUCACUCCAGAAGGGCGCAUUCCUCUCAAAAACAUAUACCGUAUGUUUUCAGCAGAUCGGAAACGAGUUGAGACUGCUUUAGAGGCUUGUAGUCUUCCAUCUUCAAGGAAUGAUUCAAUACCUCAAGAAGAUUUCACUCCAGAAGUAUACAGAGUUUUCCUGAACAACCUUUGCCCUCGACCUGAAAUUGAUAACAUCUUUUCCGAAUUUGGUGCCAAAAGCAAACCAUACCUUACCGUUGAUCAGAUGAUGGAUUUUAUCAAUCUUAAGCAGCGAGAUCCCCGGCUAAAUGAAAUACUUUACCCACCUUUAAAGCAAGAGCAAGUCCAAGUAUUGAUUGAGAAGUAUGAACCCAACAGUAGCCUCGCCAAAAAAGGACAGAUAUCAGUGGAUGGAUUUAUGCGGUAUCUGAGUGGAGAAGAAAAUGGAGUCGUUUCACCUGAGAAACUGGAUGUGAGCGAAGAUAUGUCUCAGCCGCUUUCUCACUAUUUCAUUAAUUCCUCGCACAACACCUACCUCACAGCUGGCCAGCUGGCUGGAAACUCCUCCGUUGAGAUGUAUCGUCAAGUACUCCUGUCUGGUUGUCGCUGUGUGGAGCUGGACUGCUGGAAAGGACGGACCGCAGAAGAGGAACCAGUCAUCACCCAUGGGUUCACCAUGACAACGGAAAUAUCCUUUAAGGAAGUGAUAGAAGCAAUCGCUGAGUGUGCAUUUAAGACUUCACCUUUUCCGAUCCUCCUUUCAUUUGAGAAUCAUGUGGAUUCCCCGAAGCAGCAGGCCAAGAUGGCCGAGUACUGCCGACUGAUCUUCGGAGAUGCCCUUCUCAUGGAGCCACUGGAAAAAUACCCCCUGGAAUCCGGAGUUCCUCUCCCAAGCCCUAUGGAUUUAAUGUACAAAAUUUUGGUGAAAAAUAAGAAGAAAUCACACAAGUCGUCAGAAGGAAGUGGCAAAAAGAAGCUCUCGGAACAAGCUUCCAACACGUACAGCGACUCUUCCAGCGUGUUCGAGCCCUCGUCGCCUGGAGCCGGAGAAGCUGAUACAGAGAGUGAUGACGAUGAUGAUGAUGAUGACUGUAAAAAGUCUUCAAUGGACGAGGGGACCGCAGGGAGCGAGGCCAUGGCCACGGAAGAGAUGUCUAACCUGGUGAACUACAUUCAGCCAGUCAAGUUCGAGUCAUUUGAAACUUCAAAAAAGAGAAAUAGAAGUUUCGAAAUGUCUUCCUUCGUGGAAACCAAAGGCCUUGAGCAGCUGACGAAGUCUCCGGUGGAAUUUGUGGAAUAUAACAAAAUGCAGCUUAGCAGGAUCUAUCCAAAAGGAACACGUGUCGACUCAUCCAACUAUAUGCCGCAGCUUUUCUGGAAUGCAGGCUGUCAGAUGGUUGCCCUGAAUUUCCAAACAGUGGACCUGGCUAUGCAGAUAAACAUGGGGAUGUAUGAAUACAAUGGGAAGAGUGGCUACAGACUGAAGCCAGAGUUCAUGAGGAGACCCGACAAGCAUUUUGAUCCGUUCACGGAAGGCAUCGUUGAUGGCAUAGUGGCCAACACUUUAUCUGUUAAGAUUAUUUCAGGCCAGUUUCUUUCUGAUAAGAAAGUCGGGACCUACGUGGAAGUGGAUAUGUUUGGCCUGCCUGUGGACACGAGGAGGAAAGCACUGAAGACCAAGACAUCGCAAGGAAAUGCUGUAAACCCGGUCUGGGAAGAAGAGCCCAUUGUGUUCAAAAAGGUGGUUCUUCCUUCCCUGGCCUGCCUGAGGAUAGCAGUUUAUGAAGAAGGAGGUAAAUUUAUUGGUCACAGGAUCUUGCCAGUGCAAGCAGUUCGGCCAGGCUAUCACUACAUCUGUCUGAGGAAUGAGAGGAACCAGCCGCUGAUGCUCCCAGCUCUCUUCGUCUACAUCGAGGUGAAAGACUAUGUCCCAGACACAUACGCAGAUGUGAUUGAAGCUUUGUCAAAUCCAAUUCGAUAUGUGAAUCUGAUGGAACAGAGAGCUAAGCAACUGGCGGCUUUGACACUGGAAGAUGAAGAAGAAGUAAAGAAAGAGGCUGAUCCUGGGGAAACACCUUCAGAGUCGCCGAGUGAAGCCAGGACGACUCCAGCAGAAAACGGAGUGAACCACACCACAUCCCUGGCACCCAAACCACCCUCCCAGGCUCUCCACAGCCAGCCUCCUCCAGGUUCUGUAAAGGCACCUGCCAAAACAGAAGAUCUUAUUCAAAGCGUUUUAACAGAAGUGGAAGCGCAGACUAUUGAAGAGCUGAAGCAACAGAAAUCAUUUGUAAAACUUCAAAAGAAGCACUACAAAGAAAUGAAAGACCUGGUUAAGAGACACCACAAGAAAACCACUGACCUUAUCAAAGAACACACUACAAAAUAUAAUGAAAUUCAGAAUGACUACUUAAGAAGGAGGGCAGCUUUGGAAAAGACAGCCAAAAAAGAUAGUAAGAAAAAAUCGGAGCCCAGCAGCCCUGACCACGGCUCGUCAGCCAUUGAGCAGGACCUUGCUGCCCUGGAUGCCGAAAUGACCCAAAAGUUAAUAGACUUGAAGGAUAAACAGCAACAGCAACUGCUUAAUCUUCGACAAGAACAGUAUUAUAGUGAAAAAUACCAGAAGCGAGAACAUAUUAAACUGCUUAUUCAGAAAUUGACGGAUGUCGCUGAAGAAUGUCAGAACAAUCAGUUAAAGAAGCUCAAAGAGAUCUGUGAGAAAGAAAAGAAGGAAUUAAAGAAGAAAAUGGAUAAAAAGAGGCAGGAGAAGAUAACAGAAGCUAAAUCUAAAGACAAAAGCCAGAUGGAAGAGGAGAAGACAGAGAUGAUCCGGUCAUACAUUCAGGAAGUGGUGCAGUACAUCAAGAGGUUAGAAGAGGCACAAAGUAAACGGCAAGAAAAACUCGUAGAGAAACACAAGGAGAUACGUCAGCAGAUCCUGGAUGAAAAGCCCAAGGGGGACGGUUCCUCCUCAUUCUUGUCGGAAAGUUGCCAUGAGGAUCCCUCUGUUUCCCCCAACUUUACUCCCCCCAACCCUCAAGCUCUCAAGUGGUGACCACCGUCCUUCCGGCCAGGCUGAGUCACGACUCCAGGAAAGGAAAGCUUGGGACUCCCUAAGGGAGAAGAUCCUUAUUAGUGAGGCAGAAAUCUUGAAAAAUGGAUAUUUCAAGAGAAGAAGGUAUUUCUCCAAAUUCCUUUUGCUUCUUUUACCACAUAAGCCAGAUCUGAGAGGCUAGAGGUUUACUAUAUACAUUCAACAAUGAGAGAACUCGGAAUAUGGCCAUAGAGGAAGAGGGAAGCCCCCUUUGCCAACCCCAGGAAAUGUGGGAAGAAGAAGGGGAGACAGAAUAGAGCGUGAAGUGAGAUUUGCGUGCAACUCUCUGGCUUCUACUCUUCGGGCCAAAAUCUGGAAGCUUCUCAACAGGACUCAUGACUCCCUGUGUCAUGUGAGACUUAGAAGGACAGGAAAGUGCCUGUGUACCAUAGGAACGGGAAGUGGUAGGUGCUAGGGGUCUGGUGGAAACCUAAGAACAAAACAAAGAAGCUUCCUCUGGUCAAGAGGACCGGACCAGGCACUCAAACAGUGGCUGCCAUUCAGUCACCCCAAAUGGCCAGCAGCCACUUCAUAGCAGAGACCUGUGAGGAUAUGGAGGGAAGCUUUGUAAGGCUUAGCCUACUAUCUUCUCUUCUCUCACUUCUCCCAGUUAUGGACACUGAGGUCCAUAAUUGACUCAGCCACCAUUUGGCGCAGCUAAAACUGGGAAGGACAUCCUUGAAAGACUGAACUUUACCCAAAGAGAGUGAUUCAUGCAAGAAACUUUUAAAAUCAGUACUGGAGGAUGUGGAAUUUUGAAGCAACUUAAGGAAAUAGUCUAUUUCCUUUAAUAGCUUGAAAGGCUAGGACAACUUCCCUUUCUGUCAUUGGAAAUGCAGCCCCAACACCUCCAGGGAGAGUGGUUUGGGGAAGUGUUUCUGCUGUGGCUUAAAUGACAAGCCUUUCGGGGGCAGGCGGCUCGGGGCUGUCUGUGGCAGGCACUGCCAGCCACUCAGAGUCAAUUGAAAAGGAAUGGGUCACCAGGGAGUUUUCUAACCUGAUUGCAGGUUUCCUGGACACUGUGUCCUCUCCUGACCCAACACCUGCUGUGACAGAGAAAUGUUUGUAAUGCGAUGAAUAACAAACAGUUUUGUAAAGGUUGGGUCACCGGGAGCAAAAGGCACACUCACUUAAGUGGAACCAGCCUUUUCCUGUUUUCUCUUAUAAUUUUUCUACCAAAGGCUUUGUCAGAGCCUUUAAACUCACAUUUAAGAAAGAGAAAUGUUUGCUGUUUCAUGGCUGAAGUUUGUGCUCAAUUCUGCUGAGCUAUCACCAGAAUCUGUUUUGUGGUUUUUUUUAAUGUCUGUUUUAUAUGUAAGGCUCAGGAUAUGCUUCCGUUAAGAUCAGUUCUAAAAUAAAAUAUUCCCAACAGAUAAACUAAUUGGACUGGCUGUCAACAGCACUUUGCUGGCGGUAUUUCCAUAGAUUUAGCCUACAGAAGUCUUCACGGGUGAAAUGUAUGCUUCUGCGUGUAGAGUCAACAAAGGUCCAUGUGACCUGAAAGUCCUCUCUAUGCCCUGAUAUGACCGUCAGAACUGGGGCUCAGCUGGGCAUUUUAGAAAAUUUUUUCUUCUCCUUUAAACUUUGUGCCUAACUAUAUUUUUGGCAUGUUGGUCCAUUUAAACGUAGUCACUUACAUCUCUACUAUUCCUCCAUUUUUAAGUUUUACCAUCAAACUAAAAUGUGAAAGGUGCUAGUAGGUGAUAUUUUACAAGAGCCCAAGAUGAUGGGUAAAGACAACUAGAGUGGCCAUCACUGCCACUGUUUUGUCCAGGAUCCGGGCCUUUACCAACAUUCUCUCUAAAAAUUAAAGCUAAGUUAAUUAGAAAACAUAGAGAUUACAUAGUGAGAAAUAUUUUAUCACCUAGAUUUCUAAUCUUGGAAUUAUAGUAUUCACUUAUCAAACAGAAUGGAAAAUUGGUUAGUUUUUUGUGAAAACUAACAGUGGUGGAUUUAAAAGUAGCACUACAUUCCUCUGUCUGCCCAUCCAUCCAUCAACCCAUCCAUGAUACAUACUUGCCUUAAAAUGUGUAUAUGAAGCCAGUGGUGGUUCUUAAUAGCAUAGUGUUAGUAAAAUUAUUAGAAUGCAAUAUGGAUGUUACCAGAGACGGAACCUGGCUCUGAGCUGGUCUUUUUAGGGCCAGCCUAUAGUGUGCGGGUUCUUCAUGUAGGAAAGGUUUUACAGCACAAGCCCAGGUGAUUAUGAGGGUAUGUUUCUUAAAGCUGGGGACAGUGAGACAAGGAAGGGCUUAGCACAGAGGAAGCAACGGAAGCCCUGACUGGUGUGGCUCAGUUGCCUGAGUGUCCUGCCAUUCGGGACACAUGCCUAGAAUCAGUUCAGUCCCACUCAGGGCACUUACAGGAGGCAAUGGACCGAUGUUUCUCUCUCACACCAGUGUUUUUCUCCUCUUUCUCUCUCCCUUCCCUUCUCUUCUCUCUAAAAAUAAAUAAAUCUAAAGAAAGAAGAACAAUAAGAAGCAACAAGACAGCCUAGUCUGGGCUGCUUUAGCUCACUGGGAAGUCAGAGGAAAGGGGCCAUGGGAAUAGGUUCGGGGUUAGCAUGGAAUGAGCUGCCUCUGCCCAUUACUCCCCUGGCUGUAGGUCUCUUGGGGUCCCUUAGAGUUUAGGAGAUGUGUGCCAAAAGAGAGGGAAGAAGAGGGGAAGGGAAUGGCGUGGUCUGCUCCUCAGAGGGAGAGUAUGUGCUGGGUCCUUUACUUGGGGUUUUUAUCUCUCCCUUGUAGGUGAGAAUCUUAGGGGACGUCUCAGGGGAGGGUUUCAGCUGGAUGUUCAUCAGUUUUCCAGGUGUGCCCUGUCAUAGUUGUGGUCUCCAGUGAUUGGUCAGUAGCAGGGCAGUGGGUUUUUUAGUCAUGGCAGCUGGUCCUGGUGCUGCCCACCUGGUUUUGCUCUUUUUCUGGGCCUGGAGUUGAAAUACAGCUGAGGCCUGGACAUUAUCUCUAGGGAGGUGACCUUCUGUAUCCGGCUGUAAAUUAUUCAGCUGGUUUGUUCAGCCCUCUGGCUCAGUUUCCCUACUCCACUUGUCCUGGCUUUCUGGCCUAUCUCAUAGGAGGGGGCCCCUGAAUAGACUUUCGUACUCUUUGAAUUUUGUACCAUGCACAUUACCUGUCUCUUAAAUUUGUUAACCCAUUAAUUUGGGGGCAAAACACAUGUUGAUAUUACUAGGCACAACCUUAUACCGUGACACUGGCAAACAGAUUCCCAAGCAAGCACACCCCCCAAUGUCUUGUUGCACAGCUAUCUCCACACCAGCUACUCAAGUACCUUGUCCAUUAUGUUAACUCAGUCGCCUUUGAUUCCAAAUCACAUGCCUUCCUUCUCUGUUGUGCACAUGGCAGGCAAAUGUAAUUUCCAUUCUAUUGCAUCAAUUUGUUCCAGUCUUCUUCUCUCCCUGUUCCUUUGUUUUCAGCUUCUAUUAAUUUAUACACAAGUAAAAGGGGGAGGGAAGCAUAUUAAUUGACAAAUUGAUUCCAUAACCCUGAGGGUUUUGUUCUCAUUACUUUCAGUGUCCAGGAAUGGCAUUUUCCCAGAUUUAUUCUUUCUUACUCACUAGAGAAUUUCCCCCCUGGACUUCUGACAUCUCAUGUUCAGACUAGUUAGUGCCUUGGUCUGCUGUUUGCAUUAGUCACACACAAAUGUGUUGAUGGGCCAUGAGCGUGUCAAAUUUAUAAUUGUCAAACAUGGGAUAAAAGAGCUAUUACCAACCCAGACAAACUAAAAUAGAGAAUUUAAAAAAAUUAUAUAGACAAUAAGAGAUGAACAGGGUUUUAAAAUAUGCCAAACUGACACCUUCACUUAGCAAAUGUGGAAAGAGGCCAGAGAGAUCCACUUACCGGUAGUAGUAGGACCAGUGAGUCUCCAGCCCUCUUGUUUGGUUCUCCCAGCCUCACCCCCAACCACCCUCUUCUCCCAACAUAUUCCAUAUUAGAGAAUUACAGUGCAACCAAUGGAAAGAAAUUACCUGUAACUAUUUGAAUAUUAAAAAACUAUCUGCUGAUUAUAAGAUGAUUGAGAACACGGAACUGAAAAGAAUUUCAUUAGGCACUGGAUGCAAUUUAAAUUUUAUAUAUGGACAGCA